ACAAAUGGUCGGACAGCUAAGGGAAGAGCGCUCUCCUCAUCAGACCAAAAAAUUACGAGCGAGAGUGUCUUUGCUCCUCUACGACCGGACAGAACACGACCACCACCAUCCCCUGCUAAAUUGCGCCUAAAAGUCCUUAUCCUACGCCUAACAUCUUAUCAUACGCAUCUUCCCUUCCAUUAAGUCGCGGUCUAACAUCGGAACCCUAAAGGAGUUUAGGGGGUGUGUCUCCGAGAGAUGUUGAAUGUAUGUCAGGUUCAUUGAUGAAUCUGCUUUCCCUCUGCUUCAAGCCAUUCGGGCGCACCUCCGAUAACAGCAACUCAGAGGCCGCCGGAUCGUGCGGAAGCGGCGGCGAAGGCAAAGACGGACUCCUCUGGUUCCGCGAUCUCGGUAAAUACCGCGGCGGAGAAUUCUCCAUGGCUGUGAUCCAAGCCAAUCAGGUCUUAGAAGAUCAGAGCCAGAUCGAGUCCGGAAACUUCGGAACUUUCGUCGGCGUCUACGACGGUCACGGUGGUCCCGAAGCUGCCCGUGAUGUCUGCGAUCAUCUCUUCAACCACUUUCGAGUAUAUGGUUAUGCAGAGAUAUCAGCGGAGACGCUAGGAGUUGUGACGAAAGAGACGAUACAAAGAGCGUUUCAGGCUACAGAAGAAGGAUUUGCUUCUCUCGUCUCUGAGCUGUGGAGUACGAUGCCUAAUUUGGCAACUGUUGGCACUUGCUGUUUGGUUGGUGUGAUAUAUCAAAGUACUCUUUUCGUGGCGAGUCUCGGAGAUUCGCGGGUUGUUUUAGGGAAGAAAGGGAGCUCUGGGGGACUCUCUGCUAUUCAGCUGUCGAGCGAGCACAAUGCUAACAAUGAGGAUAUUCGUUGGGAGCUCAAGGACUUGCAUCCUGAUGAUCCGCAGAUCGUUGUGUUUAAGCAUGGUGUUUGGAGAGUUAAAGGUAUCAUUCAGGUUUCGAGAUCUAUAGGAGACAUGUACAUGAAAAGGCAAGAGUUUAACAGGGAACCAAUCGGUCAAAAGUUUAGAAUUGCGGAGCCAAUGAAGAGACCGUUGAUGUCUGCGACCCCCACCAUACUCUCUCAUCCCUUGCACCCUAAUUAUUUGUCUCUCAUUUUUGCUUCCGAUGGUCUUUGGGAGCAUUUGAGUAACGAAAAAGCAGUUGAGAUUGUUCAUAGCCAUCCCCGCGCUGGAAGCGCAAAGAGAUUGAUAAAAGCGGCUCUUCAGGAGGCAGCGAGGAAACGAGAGAUGAGAUAUUCGGAUCUAAAGAAGAUUGACAAGAAAGUGAGACGCCAUUUUCAUGAUGACAUCACGGUUAUAGUAGUGUUCUUGAACCAUGACCUCAUUUCCAGAGGCCAUACCAACUCAACCCAAGACUCGGCCCUCUCUGUCAGGACUGCUCUUGAACACUGAAAGCAUACUUCAAAUUUACAAAAUCAUUUUGAAAUGUUCCUUUGAUCUUCUUAAUUGGUGGUUUAAUGACUCUUGGCUAGAAGAUAAUUAAAAACUGGGCAUCUAAAGACACAAAAAUAUAUAAACGGCAUCGUACGUAAUGAGGUUUGUUGUAUUAGAAAAGCGUCUAUGUUUUGACUCUAGUUUCCCUUCAAGUCUGCAUGGUUCUCGUCUGGUUACUAAUCUUGUGCUCGGCAUUUUCAGUCAUGCCGUUUGUCAAAAAACUGCUUGCCGUUUAGUUUCUAUGUAUGUUUAUGCCAUCUGACAUGCAUGUAACGUAGAUGAAUUGUUAUAUAAUCUUUAUCAUGAAAUGGUUAUAAAUCGUCUCUCAAGUCUCC
Molecule: messenger RNA, 1783 nt
Organism: Brassica oleracea var. oleracea
Lineage: Eukaryota; Viridiplantae; Streptophyta; Magnoliopsida; Brassicales; Brassicaceae
Product: probable protein phosphatase 2C 42
Exons: 4
Coding region: 249-1406 (385 amino acids)
Biological process (GO): protein dephosphorylation
Molecular function (GO): cation binding; protein serine/threonine phosphatase activity
Source: RefSeq, a predicted model, not a curated record